UCCAACCUUACCAUCUCCCCAUAUUACCCUCAUUUUCACAAACUUAACGAAGAAAAAAUGGCUUCAUCAGCCACCGAUUCGGAAUUCGUGACGUUAGUCUCGGGUGAUGGAUUCGAAUUUGUCCUUCCGCGUAGCGCGGCCUGUGUCUCUGGGACGAUACGUCGGAUGCUGGAACCUUCUAGUAAAUUCGCCGAGGCCUUGACAGGUCGCUGCACACUGGAGAAUAUCAGCGGAAUCGUCCUCGAGAAAGUCUGCGAGUAUUUUUGCUACAACGAGAAGAAUAAGAACCAGACAAAUGUUCCAGAUAUGGAAAUUCCGGCCGAGUUGUGUCUGGAGUUGUUGAUGGCGGCGGAUUAUCUGGAUACGUGAUUUUUGCCUCCGUACGGAGUAUGUUAAGGGUAAUUUCUAUUUGGAUGUCGUGCUAAUCAGGUCUCAGGUGGUAUACCUUCUCUUAUGCAU
Aspergillus caelatus is the source of this 459-nucleotide messenger RNA. Its product is annotated as elongin C. Gene Ontology annotation, molecular function: protein-macromolecule adaptor activity. The transcript has 2 exons. The record is from RefSeq and is a predicted model, not a curated record. The coding region runs from base 58 to 369 and encodes 103 amino acids. NCBI's taxonomy places the organism in Eukaryota, Fungi, Ascomycota, Eurotiomycetes, Eurotiales, Aspergillaceae. Gene Ontology annotation, biological process: ubiquitin-dependent protein catabolic process. Gene Ontology annotation, cellular component: elongin complex.